CUCUUUGCAAAACCCGCGUGGGAAUGUGCACGCCCUUUUUGCCGUGGUUUUUUCACCAAAUUUUCGCCAGUACCAAUUAUUUCUAUCACCAUGUCUGCAGUUCUAAGACAAACCGCUAGAGCCACCGUGAGACUCGGCAGCAGAUCUGCAGCAGCCAACGCCAGCGCCCGUCUGGCAAGACACAACUCGACGGACGCCAAGCCGGUGGACCCGAAAAUCGCACAAAUUGUCGACCAGAUUUCGACAUUGACCCUGUUGGAGACCUCGUAUCUGAUCCAGGAGCUCAAGACCAAGCUCAACAUCCCAGACAUUGCAUUCCCUGCCGCCGGCGCCGCUGCCCCAGCCCCUGCUGCUGCCGCCGAGGCAGAGGCCGCCGAGGCCAAGGAGGAAGUGCAAGAGAAAACCAUCUUCAACGUGAAACUCGAGUCGUUCGACGCCAAGGCCAAGCCGAAGAUCAUCAAGGAGGUCAAAUCCCUGCUGGGGCUUUCUCUGGUGGAGUCGAAGAAAUUUGUUGAGGGUGCUCCAAAGGUGAUCAAGGAGAAUGUCAGCAAGGAGGACGCCGAACAAAUGAAAGCUACACUCGAAGGCCUGGGCGCCAAGAUCGUCCUGGAGUGACCUGUAUAUAAUAGAGAGCAAAAGUGCCUAGUAUGGGGAAUUUCUUCUUAGUUAUCUGUAAGGAGUCAUCGGGUAGUACGCUUCGUAAAGGUGUCGCGGGACGCGCAUGCUGGCACGCGCACGCGGCGGGGUGUGCAUGCCGGCAUAAUACGGGCUCAUGUCGUCGAACUCGUCCUGCGGAUGGUCCGACUGGUUCAGCAGCAUCGCAAACGAGAUCAGCGAGUUCACGGUGUUCUGGAUCCGCUCAAGCAUCUCGAUGCUGGUCGUGUGUGCCGUGCUGCACCGGAAAACGCUGAAAUUGUUGGUGAUCAGGCUCUCCAGCGUUUUUUUGCGCACCAAACUGGUAUUCUGGAACGCCCUGACUAUCGUCAGCAGCUCGUCUUCCAUCGCAAACAAUUCGUCCAUUUCUUGGCGCUGGCCCGCCGGAGCUCCCUGGUAUGCUGAGGGCGGCGCGCCCCGCACGGUCUCCUUGGCUGCCAGGUCCAGCUGCUUCAGGUUCGAUGUGAUGCUUGUGCAAACGGAAGCCGCCGACUCAGGGUCUCCCUUGAUGCUGCUGGAAGAGCCCAUCUCGGGCGAGCUGGCGUUCCCAUGCGACUUUCUUAGCGCUCUGCGGGAUCUCGAACGGCCAAACAUCUUGUUUCCGUAAACACUAUCAAAAUAAUGCCCCAGAUUCUUGCCGCACAAACAUUUUUGGUAGCUGCACAGCCUCAAAAGUCAACAAAAUACUUGCCAUACGGGUCGUCGCCCACGGCGCCAUAGUCCAGCUGUUCUUCCGGAUAAUGGUCAAACAGAGAUGUGUCUCCGACACCGGCGGUAAUUGGGGGCUCGUACGGAGUCUCUAUGUCCUUGAGCAGCAAUUUCUCCCACACAACUUCGCUGAACCACUGGUGGUUCCUAAUGUCUGCCGGACCGUUCUGCAGGUUGCCGAGACGGUGCGUCAGGUCUGCGGUAAUCAGCCGAGACAGAAGGUGGACAACGUCCGGGUGGAAGUGCGAAGGAUAGUGGAUUUUUCCCGCCAGAAUCUUUUCGUACGUCUUCAUUGGAGUUUGGUCGUAGAAUGGAGUGUAGCCGGCCAGCAUUUCGAAGAUCAGAAUCCCCAGCGACCACCAGUCCACGCUCUUGUUGUACGGCUUGGUGGUGAUCACCUCGGGCGCAAUAUAAUCCGGAGUCCCGCACAGCGUCCACGUGACGGUCUCGACCUCCUUGGCAAACCCAAAGUCGGUCAGCUUGAUGUGGCCGUUUCUGUCUAGAAGAAUGUUUUCCGGUUUGAGGUCGCGGUAAAUGAUGUUGUGAGAGUGGAGGUACUCGAGCGCCAGGGUCACCUCUGCGGCGUAGAAUUUGGCCACCGGGUUGGGGAAUCUCUGCGACUUCCGCAGCAGCGAGAACAACUCUCCCCCCUCGAUGUAGUCCAUCACCAUGAACAGGUUCUUCGCGUCCUGGAACGUGCCCCACAUCCGGAUCAGGAACGGAUGCUCCACGAGCUUGAGCAUGCGUCUCUCGUCGUUUGUGUGUUCCACCUGCUUCAUUCUGAUCACCUGGGCCUUUUUCAGCACCUUGAUCGCGUAGAAACGGUUGUUGUGGACCGACUUGACAAGAUGCACGCGGCCAAAGGAACCCGUUCCCAAAGUCCGCAUUAUUAUAAAGUCCUUCAAAGAGUAUUUGCCUUUAGACACCGUAGACCGUUGCGGCAGCAGGGACAUGCCGGCUACCCGCUGCAGAUGCAUGUAGUUUGGCUGGAUAAUUGCCUGGUACGAGGGCAUGUGCUGCAGAAUGGCCAUCUGCUGCUGCUGCGCCUGCUGGACAGCCAACUGCGAGUUAUCUACUCCUCCCACAUGCUCCUGAUAAACGUUUUGUAGAAUCUGUUGGUCUGGUUUCUCCAUUGUGUUCGUCUGUUGUGUAUCCACAGCGGUUUCCGGAUGUCCAGCGCCUAUAUGUAGUUUCUGUAAAAGCCUGGAACGCAUAUACUGGUUGGCCGUAAAAGAGAGCAGAUGAAAUUGCUGAAAACAAAAAAGCCGUAAUUAGAGAAUAUUGAGCAACGAAUUUGUCUACUGGUGGGAAAGCGAGCGGCACAUUCCGCAAACAGCAAGGCCCCUGUUCACUUUGGCUCUUCUACUGACCAGCUCCGCAUCACCGCAAUCUUGCGUCCGAAAGGCCCUGCUACAAUUGGGCCAUCC
Ogataea polymorpha is the source of this 2789-nucleotide messenger RNA. RefSeq lists its product as uncharacterized. NCBI's taxonomy places the organism in Eukaryota, Fungi, Ascomycota, Pichiomycetes, Pichiales, Pichiaceae. The coding region runs from base 91 to 615 and encodes 174 amino acids. The record is from RefSeq and is a predicted model, not a curated record. Gene Ontology annotation, cellular component: ribosome. Gene Ontology annotation, biological process: translation. The transcript has a single exon. Gene Ontology annotation, molecular function: structural constituent of ribosome.